This is a messenger RNA of Closterium sp. Naga37s-1, 1194 nucleotides long. Lineage: Eukaryota; Viridiplantae; Streptophyta; Zygnematophyceae; Desmidiales; Closteriaceae. The record is from the annotation of a GenBank genome assembly.
AUGGAGGAGGAACAGGCCGGGCACCGCGCGACAAGGAGGACGUCUAAACAGAUCGAUAGGGAGAGUGGUGGCGGCGCUAAAAAAACUAAUGCGUCCGUCGCGCGUGGCAUUGGGCUGAAAAAAGUGGCGGCAAAUAAGGUCGAGCGCGGUCAAGAGAAGUCCGGCAAGAAGGCGAAAGACAAGGGGAAGCAACCGAUGCCACGCAAGCGUGUUUCUACAGUGAACAAAUAUGCAGAUGUUGCCUCUGCUGGAACCGAGCCCGGUCCGAGUAACGACGGCACCACUGGCGACAACGAAGAUCCGGGGCGAGGGAGCACGCGUCUUGCAGUCCCAUCGGCGGAGAGAGAGGGAUCGGCGACAGGGGGAAACCACGGAGGCGAUCCCCGUGCCGAGCAUGCCGCAACCAAGGAGUCCGAGGCGGAGGCAUCGCAACACCAUCUGACGCUGCUCCAGCCGACCGUGGUCGAAGUUUCUGCAGCCGUGCUGGAUAAGGACUCAUCGCCGACGUCGGUGGCUCUCCUCCUUCUGGUGGACGGGGGAGGCGUAGGCAGAGGAAGAGCGAUGGGGAGGACGAAGAGGCGGCAGACGACAGGCAGUGCUGACGACGCUGGAGGCGCGGAAGUUGGGACAACGCGAGGCGCCAAGGAAGCUAGUGGCAAGGUGGGCGGUCAAGCAUUGCGCCAGAAGGGCCGACCCGCAGCAAGAAAAACAUCCGGCGGAAGGAGAGGCAAGAAAGCAGCGACGGGGACGAGGCCGAAACGGGGCGAUGAAGACCCUGGUGAUGCGGAGGAGGAGGAGGAUGAAGAGGAGGAUGCGGAGGAAGAGGAGGAUGAAGAGGAUGCGGAGGAGGAUGACGCGGAUGUUGGGGAGGAUGAAAAAGAUGAGAAUGAUGGCGGGGAGGACGAAGAGGAGGAGGAGGAGGAGGAGGAGGAGGAGGACGAGGAGGAUGAGGAGGAGGAGGAGGAGGAGGAGGAGGAGGAGGAGGAGGAGGAGGAGGAGGAGGAGGAGCAGGGGGACGACGAAGAGGAGGAUGAGGAGGAUGAGGAGGAGGAGGAGGAGGAGGAGGAGGAGGAGGAGGAGGAGGAGGAGGAGGAGGUGGAGGAGGAGGAGGAGGAGGAGGAGGAGGAGGAGGAGGAGGAGGAGGAGGAGGAGGCAGAGGAGGAGGAGGAGGAGGAGGAGGAGGAGGAGGAGUAG